AUAGAGCUGCACAGUCCCGCCCAUAGAUAUAUAUACUGACUAGAUGUCGCCUUGGGCUUCGAAGCAUACGUCAACACCGCCGCCAUCUUGGAGCGGGGAUCUGAAGCGCCAAAUUAGUUUUCCCGCAUUGGAAUCAGCUCUGAAGAUGCCGGACUUUUGUGCUUCAUAUGGAUGUUCGAACGAAAGAAAUGAAAAAAAAAAAAAAAAACAGCAAGGGAUAACAUUUCACAGAUUCCCAAAGGAUAAACAGAGACGUCAGUCAUGGGCAAUAGCACUCAGGAGAGAGGGGUUUGAGCCAAAAGACCGCACUGUACUGUGCAGCUGUCAUUUUCGGCCUGAAGAUUUUGACAAGAGUGGACAGACUGUCCGGUUACGACAAGGAGCGAUCCCAUCCAUUUUUAAGUUUCCUGAUCGUCUUUCAAAACAGCCUAGUUCAUCAAGGUUAACCAGAACGUCAAACAAGGCAACUGAGUCUCCACAGCCAUGGUCCAACACGCCUGUCAGGGGAUUUGUAGGACCAGACCUCAUUCAUCAGUUAAUCUCUGUAAGUGAAGUGAUUUAUCCCCAUUGGAUGCUUGGUGGAUGUAACAGUGACAUUUUUUUGCGAAAUAUUUUUCAGGAUCAUCAGUAUGCCCUUGACCCAGUGAAAGCAAAAGAGAAGUUGAUUGUGUAUCAAGAGAACGUGGAGAAGUUACGACGGGACUUGAGAAAUGCGAAGGACAGGGAAAGGAGACAAAAGAAGACAGUGAGCUCCUUGUUGGAGGAUUUAAAAAAGAACAAGAUGUUAACAGAGGAACUGGAGCAAAAGCUGGAUUUCUACUUUGACCUUCCAGUUGAACUGUUCAGGCAUGACCGUGCCUUCACUCCUGCUCAACAAGAAUUUGCUUUAACCUUGCAUUUACAUGGGCCUAAAGCCUACAUUUAUCUGAAGGAAACCAUGAAGAUACCUCUUCCACAUCCUCACACUCUUCUAAAAUGGUUGCAGACUGUGGAUGCCAAGCCUGGGUUAAACACAUCGCUUCUAGAUAUGUUACAGAGACGGAAAAACGAAGACCCUGUUCGGUAUGGUCAAGUGUGUCUGGUUUUGGAUGGCAUGUCCAUAAGGAGACAAGUGCAGUACGACUCACACAAACAGACAAUGGUUGGUUUUGUGGAUCUCGGCACUGGGAUAGAUGAGUAAGGUAGUGUUGUUGCAGUGUUACUAAACACUUAGGUUAACGA
This is a messenger RNA of Alosa sapidissima (American shad), 1221 nucleotides long. RefSeq names its product THAP domain-containing protein 2-like. The record is from RefSeq and is a predicted model, not a curated record. The transcript is spliced from 6 exons. Bases 44 to 1180 code for a protein of 378 amino acids. NCBI's taxonomy places the organism in Eukaryota, Metazoa, Chordata, Actinopteri, Clupeiformes, Clupeidae.